GUCAACCUUCCGGCAGCCCUCAGCCACCAGCGAGGAGGAGGGUCCAGAGCGACACUGACGACAGAGGGUUUCUUUUCCCCUCCCUAUGGGAUAAAGAGCCAAGGCAGAAAGACAACCCUAAAGAAGAGGCUAAGCUCUGUAAGAAAGAGCCAGAUGGCAAAGGCGACCCCGGCAGCUGCCUUGGCCAACUCCAACUCCAGCACCAUGAAUGCUUCCUUUGCUCACCUCCAUUUUGCUGGAGGGUAUCUGCCGUCUGACUCCAAGGACUGGAGGACCGUCAUCCCAGCUCUCCUGGUGGCUGUGUGCCUGGUAGGCUUCGUGGGGAACGUGUGCGUGAUUGGCAUCCUCCUGCACAAUGCUUGGAAAGGAAAGACAUCCAUGAUCCACUCCCUGAUUCUCAAUCUCAGUCUGGCUGACCUCUCUCUCCUGCUGUUUUCCGCACCUGUACGAGCUACAGCAUACUUCAAAGGUGUUUGGGAUCUAGGCUGGUUUGUCUGCAAGUCCUCUGACUGGUUCACCCACACGUGCAUGGCAGCCAAGAGCCUGACAACAGUGGCAGUGGCCAAAGUAUGCUUCAUGUACACCAGUGACCCAGCCAGACAAGUAAGUAUCCACAACUGCACCAUCUGGGCAGUGCUGGUGGCUAUCUGGGCUGUGGCCAGCCUGCUGCCUCUUCCAGAAUGGAUUUUUAGCACCACCAGACAGCAUGCAGGUAUGCGUAUGUGCCUCGUGGAUGUACCAGCCAGGGCCAAAGAGUUCAUGUCAGUGUUCGGUAAGCUCUACCCUCUCCUGGUAUUUUGUCUUCCGUUACUUCUGGCCAGCUUUUACUUUUGGAGAGCUUACAGCCAAUGUAAGAAACGAGGAACAAAGACUCAAAAUCUUAGAAAUCAGAUGCGUUCGAAGCAGCUCACAGUGAUGCUGCUGAGCAUUGCCACCACCUCGGCUCUUCUGUGUCUCCCCGAGUGGAUUGCGUGGCUGUGGGUGUGGCACCUGAAGGCUGGAGGCCCGACCCCACCUCAGGGUUUCAUAGCCCUGUCUCAAGUCCUAAUAUUUUCCAACUCUGCAGCAAAUCCUCUCAUUUUUCUGGUGAUGUCAGAAGAGUUCAAGGAAGGCUUGAAAGCCUUGUGGAAGUGGAUGGUAACCAAAAACACAAAUGCUCUGGCGUCUCGGGAAACCCCGGCUGUUAAAACGGAGGUCCUUCCGGACAAGGUUCCAUCCCGAGAGUCGCCACCAUCCAUUCCAGAGAGAGAGAAGCCUGGCUCUCCCAACUCUAGCAAAGAAAAAACCUGGAAGGCAGAGGUUCCCAUCCUCCCGGAUGUUGAGCAGUUUUGGCACGAGAGGGACACUGAUCCUUCUGUACAAGACAGUGACCCUAUCCCAUGGGAACAUGAAGAUCAAGAGUCAGAGGGUCGCGGUAAAUAG
Molecule: messenger RNA, 1422 nt
Organism: Fukomys damarensis (Damara mole-rat)
Lineage: Eukaryota; Metazoa; Chordata; Mammalia; Rodentia; Bathyergidae
Gene: Gpr151
Product: G protein-coupled receptor 151
Exons: 1
Coding region: 154-1422 (422 amino acids)
Biological process (GO): G protein-coupled receptor signaling pathway
Cellular component (GO): membrane
Molecular function (GO): G protein-coupled receptor activity
Source: RefSeq, a predicted model, not a curated record